Molecule: messenger RNA, 1152 nt
Organism: Sesamum indicum (sesame)
Lineage: Eukaryota; Viridiplantae; Streptophyta; Magnoliopsida; Lamiales; Pedaliaceae
Product: stem-specific protein TSJT1
Source: RefSeq, a predicted model, not a curated record
CUCAAAAUUUCUUAUCCGUUGCAACAUUUUUCGCUUGAUUUUGUAAUUACAUUCAUUUGGUUGCACUCAGUCGCUGCUGUUACUUGUUUGAAGUUUUUUUGUUGUUGGGAAGAGAGAAAAGGAACAAAAAAGGAGAGAAAAACAAGUGUGAGAAAAAUGUUGGGUGUAUUCAAGAAUGGUGUGAUGAAUCCACCAAAAGAAUUGCAUAGCCCUGCCUCAGAACAGGCUUCUAUGAGCGCCAAGAGUCCAGAGCAGACUUUGGAGGAUUUCUUAGCUUCAAAUCCCACCAAUGGCUUCUCUCUUGGAUUUGCAAACAAGGGGUUCUUGGCCUACGCCCCACCUCAACGCUCACUCGAGUCACACCAGAGGUUGUUCUGCAGUGUAAAUGAUGUGUACUGCAUUUUCUUGGGGAGUUUGAACAACUUGUACACCCUCAACAAGCAAUAUGGGCUUUCGAAGGGAAGCAAUGAGGCCAUGUUUGUGAUUGAAGCCUAUCGCACCCUCCGGGACAGAAGCCCUAUCCCGGCCCAUCGCCUUCUUAAAGAGCUCGAUGGCAGCUUCGGGUUCGUGAUCUAUGAUCACAAGGCUGGAGCUGUUUUUGCAGCCAUUGGUGCAGAUAAAGCAGUGAAUCUGUUCUGGGGCAUAGCAGCUGAUGGCUCUGUUAUGAUAUCAGACAAUGUAGACCUCAUUAAAGCAAGCUGUAGAAAGUCAUUUGCUCCAUUCCCUGCUGGGUGCAUGUACCACAGUGAAGGAGGACUAAUGAGCUUUGAGCAUCCGAAGAACAAGAUGAAAGCCAUGCCUAGAGUUGAUAGUGAGGGGGCAAUGUGUGGAGCUUCUUUUGCAGUGGAUGCCUAUUCUAAGGUUAACAGCAUGCCCCGGGUCGGCAGUGCAGCUAACUGGGCAACCUGGGGUUAGCAUACCGCCCUCCGUUAACCUUACAGCCAUUGACACAACGAACGAUCUUUCUUUUGGUUGCCGAUCUGUUUUCAUGAUUUGGUUCUGAGUUUAUUUUAUGUUAUGUUGUUUAUUGACCCGUUUUUUUGUCUUCCUCAGUAUGUAAAUGUGAUCUAAGAGGUGUUUGGGCUUUGUAGUUGAAGAAAACGGUGCUUUUAAGACUUCCCAUAAUCUGGUUGCGUUAUUGCUUAGUCUUUA